ACACGCCUGUGAAUACGGAAGCUAAACUCAAUGUCCCUGCGGCCGUAGCGAGCGCACAGCCUAUUGGCUGGACGCGACGGAUCUGGUGCUUGUCUCCCCCCGCCUCUCUGUGACACAAUAGCGGCUCCCUCCAAGAUGGCGGCUGCGGCGGCGGAUCCGGGAGCAGGGAGCCCCCCAGCUGGCGAGUCUUGUGGCGGGGGCGGCAGCAGCACUGGUGGGCUCCCCUCUCCCGGGGAGCAGGAACUGACCCGGCGCCUACAGCGCCUUUAUCCGGCUGUCAAUCAGCACGAGACGCCGUUGCCCCGCUCUUGGAGCCCCAAGGACAAGUACAACUACAUCGGCCUCUCCCAGAGCAACCUCCGCGUCCACUACAAAGGUCAUGGCAAAAAUCACAAAGAUGCUGCAUCAGUUCGUGCAACUCAUCCCAUACCUGCUGCUUGUGGCAUUUAUUACUUUGAAGUGAAGAUUGUCAGUAAAGGGAGAGAUGGGUACAUGGGAAUAGGACUCUCAGCCCAAGGUGUCAACAUGAACAGACUGCCUGGUUGGGACAAACAUUCGUAUGGUUAUCAUGGUGAUGAUGGACAUUCAUUCUGUUCCUCGGGGACUGGGCAACCUUAUGGCCCCACCUUUACUACUGGAGAUGUGAUUGGUUGUUGCGUCAACCUCAUCAACAAUACUUGCUUCUAUACAAAGAAUGGACACAGCUUAGAAGGAAAACUCACCCAGGAAUGGAAUCAUUCUCCCCCAACAGAAAAGCAAAGGAUAUCUUUGAAAAGUAUAGCUUUUACAGACCUCCCGGCAAACUUAUAUCCCACAGUGGGCUUGCAAACUCCUGGGGAGAUCGUAGAUGCCAACUUUGGACAGCAACCAUUUGUGUUUGACAUUGAGGACUAUAUGAGGGAAUGGAGAGCAAAGAUUCAGGGAACCAUUAAACGUUUUCCCAUUGGUGACAGGCUUGGAGAGUGGCAAGCCAUGCUACAGAACAUGGUCUCUUCCUACCUGGUGCAUCAUGGGUAUUGUGCUACUGCCACAGCUUUUGCCCGUAUGACAGAAACUACAAUUCAGGAAGAACAGGCUUCCAUCAAGAACAGACAAAGAAUACAAAAGCUGAUGCUGGCAGGUCGAGUAGGAGAGGCCAUUGAGGCCACCCAACAGCUCUACCCUGGUCUCCUGGAACACAACCCCAACCUGCUCUUCAUGUUAAAGUGCCGGCAGUUUGUGGAGAUGGUGAAUGGAACAGACAGUGAGGUUCGAUGCUUCAGUGCUCGAAGUCCCAAAUCCCAAGAUAGUUACCCAGGGUCCCCCAGCCUCAGCCCUAGACAUGGACCCAGCAAUUCCCAUCUGCACAGUACUGGAGCAGAAAGCCCAAGCUGUAGCAACGGGGUCACAUCUACCAAAAGCAAACAGAGUCACAGUAAAUACCCAGCACUGAGCUCCUCAUCAUCAUCGUCAUCCUCCUCCUCCCCUUCGUCAGUCAACUACUCUGAGUCCAACUCCACAGACUCCACCAAAUCCCAGCAGCACAGUAGUACAAGUAAUCAAGAGACCAGUGACAGUGAGAUGGAGAUGGAAGCAGAACAUUAUCCCAAUGGAGUACUAGAGAACUCAUCUACCCGGAUCAUGAAUGGUGCCUACAAACAUGAAGAAAUCCUGCAGACAGAUGAAUCUAGUAUGGAAGACGGGCGUCCUCGGCGGCAGCUCUGUGGAGGCAACCAGGCUGCCACAGAGAGAAUUAUCUUGUUUGGCCGGGAGCUGCAGACCCUCAGUGAACAGCUAUGCCGAGAGUAUGGCAAGAACCUGGCACAUAAAGAGAUGUUGCAGGAUGCAUUCAGCUUAUUAGCAUACUCCGACCCAUGGAACUGCCCAGUUGGACAGCAGUUAGACCCUAUCCAGAGGGAGCCUGUGUGUGCAGCUCUCAAUAGUGCUAUUUUAGAAUCUCAAAACCUGCCAAAGCAGCCCCCAUUGAUGCUCGCCUUGGGCCAAGCAUCUGAGUGUCUUCGGCUUAUGGCCCGAGUUGGCCUGGGCUCCUGUUCAUUUGCCAGAGUUGAUGACUAUUUGCACUAGCCACCUGAGUAAGAGGGGAGCACCAUCCUACAGAGCUGCCCCAGCCUGGCCCCUGGCCUUUUCCAUGCUGUCCUUCCUCACCCUGGGCUAGCCCAAGGACUCAGGGCUCACCCUCUCAUUAUCAUCAUGGCCCCUUUGUCACAUUUCUGACUCAGAGACCUGGAAGCUGCUGGCAGAGUUAGCUCCUCCCUCCUCUUUCCUCUUCUGUCUUUCUCUGCCCUCUUUCUUCCCCUAUUCACUUUCUCCCAAUCUCUCCUUGACUCUUUCUUCCAUCAUGUGCAGCAACAGCAGGGACAAUACACCCAGUAUUUGGCUGGUGUUACCCUAACAGUAGCACCUUCCACUCUUAGGGGACAUUGCUGGAGGAGGCAGAGAGAGUUGGUUGCUUUUUAUUUUUUAAUCUAUAUUUUUUUCUGACUGAGCCACCAGUAUUUAUCUCUGGAGAGUUUGUGCUGAGCUGGUUUCUGCUAAUUUAGUGAUGAUAAAGCUCAUCCAAGUUGGUGAUAGCUUAUUAUUUUCUUAAGUAAAAAAAAUGAGAUUAUAUAUAAAUAUAUAUAUAUAAACAAAAACAGUAUUUAUCGUAGUGCUAGUUGUCUGGACACUUUGGGGAGAGGCAGUCCAGACUGUAUGUUUUUAGGGGGAGGGGGAGGUUCCACUCACUUAAAAAACCCAUCUUUGUCACCUCAACUUAGUUGUUAAUUUACUUCUACCAUGUUCCUAGCUGAACUUCCAAACCAUAAAGUCAGUUGAAGAAAACACAGUAGGAUCUUUGUUGUGUUGGAUGUGGCCAGAUUUAGAGAAGAAGAGAGCAGGACCCAGGAGAACAUAGUUGCUCACAAGAGUAUACAGUUUAGAGUUGGCCAGGGACUUUUCCAAUUUAUCUGCUCCAACACCCUCAUUUUACAGAUGAAGAAACAGGCUCUGAAAGAGAAUGAGACCUGCCCAGAGUCACCCAAUAAGUAGCAGAUCUUAGUCUAACCUGGUUCUUAUGAUUCUAAAAUCAAAACUUCCCUGUCUAUUCUGUGGUCAAUUCUCUGAAAAUGGCAGGGGAGGACACCCCUCUAGAGUGGGGCAGGAAUAGGUCAUGGGUUGAACUGGACACUGGGCCCUAGAGACAUCAGCUUUGAUUGUGGAAGGCCCCCCUUAUGAGGAUAUGUAGUUAUAAUAACCCUAUGGGUAGGGGCUGGACUGGAUACUUUGAAAAGUAGGUCAGACCUUUCUCUGAAAUAGGGAUCCAGGCCUCUGCAGGGCUCAGAGCUCUCUGGAGUACUGAUGUCCCCUUGCCAAGCCCAGGCUUCAAAGCAGUACUGAUUCGCAGAACAAUGACUGUUAUUCUGAAUUCCAUCUUUUCAAGGGGCAGCCACUAUCUUGGUUGGGUUGUUAGUUUGCUUUUUAACUUCUUUAAAGUUUAUUUUAAUGUCUUGAAUUUUUUUUUCAAUGGCCCUUCUUGGUAAAAUGAACCUGAGGAACUUGGCUAUUUUUGCAGGUCCAUCAUCACCUUGGUCUAUAAGGGAUGGGGUCACUCACUAAAUUCUGGUUGUCAUGUUCAGAAGGUUAGCACAGGGCCUUGAUUCUGCUGGAGAGGCCAACAGGAAGUAAGUAGUCCAGGGGAUUCCCACUUGCUCAGAUGACCUUAAGCUCUGAUUCAGAGCAUACUUGUAUGGGCUUCCUGGAAGCCAGAUUCAAUCACUCUGCCUCCUCAGGCAUAGAUGUUUGUUUUCAGGAUCUGUCCCUCCUCCCAUUCUUUGUAAUGCUUCUCUGAGCAGGUCUCUGUGGUCUGAGCCUGCUCCUGACAGAAUGAAAACAUCAUACCUCCUGUCUCACAGUUCUCUCCAAAAAAAUUGCUGGCAUGCAUUUGGGGUACUGUGCUUUCAGUCUUGUCCUCUUCCUGGCUUCUCUCUUUAGAACAGGGAAGGUCUUGGCUAUAGAAGAUCCUGUUCCCAUUUGUGCUGAAAUUUCUUCUCAUCUCUAACUCUGCUGUUGCCUUCUGGUAAACUCUGGUGACUUUUGAUCAAGGUCCUGGAGGAUCAGAUCAGUUGUCCUAGUAUAGAUGCAGAAGAGACCCAAAAAGUCUUCCAGUUCAUGGCCUCAAGGCAGCAGUAAGUAGUAGAGCCAAGAUUUUAAACUAGAUUCUUUGGUUCCUGACCUAUAUUCUUGUAUCUCACAUGGAUAAAAACAAAUGGUGUCAUGGAGUGGAAAGAGCACUGAAUUUGGAGUCAGAGGAGCUGAGUUCUAGACUGUUUAUCAACUGGGUAACUUUGGGCAAGUCAUCUAACUUCUCUAGGAGACAGUUUCUUCAUCUGUAAAAUGACAAAAUUUUACUAGAUCUCUAAGAUGCCUUCUAGAUCCAAAGUCUUUGAUCCUAUGAGAAUAUGAAUUGUGAUUUUUUUUUAAUUUAAUAGGGACAAGUAUGAAUGAGUAGGUAUCAUUAACUGGCAGAAAAAGAACAAUUCUCAUACCUUCUGGUUUGUAUAGCUAAAGCCUUCUAGAAAACAGGUAUCUGCAAAUCCUCACUUCUAAUACAAUCAUCUCAUCAUUUCUGAAAUGAAAACCAUCACAAGUUCAAAGUUGCCAAUUCUCAGAGCUAGGUUGCCCUGCUGAUUUCCUUCUGCUCUUCAGAGUCUUUGGAAUUUGUGGUAAGCAUCUUAAUUCCACAGUGGACUUGGGACUUCCUUUGGUUCCCUUUGCAGUCUUUACGAGGCAAUACUGAGUCAAGUGGGAAUCUGUUUUAAGCACUCUGAAGAUAGCAACAGAAACAUUUUUUAGAAACUGAUUGGUUAAGAUUCACCAGCUUGGUAUUUCCUAGGCUUGUCUCUUGCUUAUCACAAAUUCUGUCAAUUGAAAAUGCAGCUCCUGUUCUCUAAGCAGUAGGUUGGCAUGUGAACUCUGGAAGGAGAGGAAAACAGAGCAACUUGGAAGCCUUUCAGGAAGAUCAAUUCUAGCUUAUUGUUUUAGACCCAGAAACAGAUUUUUGGAGAUUUGCAACCAAUUAGUAUUCAUAGGAGCCCUGUCCUAAUUGGGAAAGAGUGAGGCACUUGGGACUCACUUGUGCUUUUGUUUCUUUAGGAUGAAGAAAAAACAGGUUAAGAGUGAUAUGGAGGUGAGAUUAGGAAAUCAGAAUGAAGGGGAUUGUCUAAAUGAAGCACUUGGAAGAGAUGAUCCUCAGGUUGUUAUUGAGGGCACAUUAAGAGGUAGAAAGUACAGAAAAUCCAGUCUGCUUCCUACUCUGUCCUUUUAGUCCCAGUAUUUCCUGCCCUAGGCUCAGCCCAAAGAGCCUAUGAGGAGUUUAGGAUGGUGUUGAGCAGAAAGAGCUUCUCCAGCUUAUAUAGGAAAAAGGGGAGUCCUUCAGAAGCUUACAUGUAGCCUGACACCUUGUAGUAGGUUUAGAAUACUAAGGAUCUAAUACAAUAUUCUUCAUGUAACAGGUAUUGGAUUUAAUUCCUAGAUACCUUAGAGAUCAUCUAAUUCAAUUCUUUAAUUUUACAGAUGAAGAAACUAAAUCAGUGAGAGAUGAUAUUUUUUUCUUAAUGAAUCAAUCUGAUAUAUAACCUAUUAUUCCAAGGACCUGACAGCAUCAAAGAUAUCUUGCACAGUCCCAGAGUCAAAGCCGUUUCUGGUUAUAUGUCUUGUAUCAGCUGUCACCAGAGCUGGCAUUGUAAUAAUUGAACUUGGUGUUCACUCUGGAGCUGCAAAGACAGAAAAGGAUGGGAUGUUCAUUUUAGCCCGAGAUAUUACUACCAUGGACAAAUUCAGGAACUCGUAAUCACUUCAGAGUGCCUCAGAGUCCUGCAAACUCAAACAAGCACCUAGUUUUCUUUUAGCCUCCUCCUCUGUUUCAAAUUUUACUAUUUCCAUAUCUACAGGCCUGAGAAGAAUGGUUCUUUCCAUACACUGCUCCACAUAAUCCUUCAUAGUUUCAUAGGUAACAAGCAUUGAGCCUCUGGCAUCCAUUCAAAUCUGUUCCAUUAGUUCUUUCCCAGGCAAAGAAAACAAAGUUGAGAACAAUCUGAGUAUGAAUAUUCCAACCCUUGAGCGGACUAUUUAUCCAUUCAAUUGCCCUGAACGAAGUCCAAAGAGGAGGUUUGAUAUAUCCUUCAACUCUGGUCCAUUAAUAGAUGUGAUGAAAGCAUGGAACCUCUUCUGGACUUGCUCAGCAUUUGCUCCAGUUUUUGUUGAUGAAGUACUCACAACAUCAGUGAGUGCAUGAUGUGACCUUGUAGAUUGAGGCAGCCUCUACAGCAUUAAAAUCAGGUUAAUUCCCUGCUAGGAUGCAAGUGUGUAGUGUGGACAUUGGGGUGGUGGUUAUAGGCAUCUUCUCUUUCAUUCAGAUACCAGCUUGUGUUGGGACCCCAGUGGGAAGAAAUCCUAUGUGCAGACCCCUAAAUACAAAGCAAAAGAAGAUUAAACUGGGAGUGUGAUCAUUGAAUCUUUGCCUCCAUACAUGAUCCAACAUUGCCUUUAUAUUACAAGAGAUGUCCUCCACCUUUCCUAUCCCAGGUUCAUCAAACUAGCAAUAGGUAGCUUGACAGUCUCUUGUUAGGGUGUUAGCCAGAGAGUGCUGAUUGGUCUCUGUUCUUUGGGUCAGUUUGGAGUUGGUUCCCCAAUAGAUGAUUUGAACAAAAUCAGUAGCAGAUUUGAGAUCUGAACCUUGGCCUCCUGACCCUUAUCUAGCAUUGUUUUCACUUGCCUUCACUUCCAGUUAGAGACACCUUCCUAAGUCUUUGUUCAUCUGUAUUUGGGAGGAAGAAAAAAACUCAGAAUGCAGGCUAUGGUGGCCAAUGCUUAGUGGUUUAGGAACUGAGCACCCCAAAGAAAUAUGUCAUUAAUAUAGAAUGGGGGGGGGGGACGAGAAACUGCCACUUCUCUCAGUUUUCCCUCAAAGGAUCAUCUGUCAUAGUAUGAGUUGUUUCCUCUUUGUCUAAGGAAAACCUCAGAAGACCAGAAUACUUCUAGAAACACCUAGGAGUGCUCUUCCAGAGCAGAUGAAGAGAAAUCCAAACCUAAAGCUUGGUCAAAAUUUGUUUUAACCUUUUCCCUCCCCCUUUUAAAGAGUAAGAAAGAUAGAGCAAGGGGAAGAAGAAAGGAGAAUUCAUUUUUGUAAGUGCCUUGAUGUCUAAAAUGAGCAUCAGGGAGGCCAGACCAUGCUACCUCCUCCUCCAAGGGACUUCUCUAUGCCUACAUGCAUUUUUUGGUAGAAAUUACUUUCCUUCUUGAAAGUCAUUAGCAUCUGACUUCCAGUGCCCAAGAGUUGAGGACACUGAGCUGCUUUUUGAGUUAGGCACCAUCCGAGUUUAGGAAUUAGAAUUAGAAAGGGCCUUAGAGAUCAUCUUGAGCCAACCCUUUCAUAUGAAGAUUUUUGAAACCCAAGGACAUAUGGCAUGUAAAAAGCAAAUGCAGGUGAACUAGAAUAUAGGCCGACUUCUAGGCCAGUGCCCUUUCUACUAUGCCUUGACACCUUAGUUGGGAAGUAUCACAAAAACACUUACUGGCUAGAAGGCGAAAGGCUUCAAGAAGAAGGCCCCAUGCCCCAGAGGUGUCAUAAGAUGCCAAUUUGGGCAGAUUCUUGUGGAUUCGGGUGAAUGAUUGGGGUUGGACAGUUGUUGGGAAAGGGUUGAUGUCAGUAAAACUCCCAGAGAGUCAGCAGAACAGACAUGCUGAGAGGGAGAAGGGGAUCCUUUCCCAUUGGCCACUCCCUAGACAAGGUUUCCUCUUUGUUUUCUGUGCCUUAUCUCAAUAUUUCAGCUGACUCCAAGUUGUUUACAUUUCUUAUCCUUCCCCAUGGAGAGGGCCUUUCAGUCCCGAGUGGACAAUGUAGACCUAGGGACAAGGUAGCAGGUCAUUGGUCUUCCUGAAAUCUGGGGAUAACCAGCUCCAAGGUUUGUGGACCUCCCUCCCUCAGGAGGCAUUGAUAUCUCUGACCAUCUCUAGGGCACUCUCAAGUUGCAGGAGGCCACAAGGCUCUUGAAUCUUAGGUUGAAUCAGGUUUCCUUUUGAGUCCUCAUAGGGCUGCUUCCUUCUAAGAAAGUCAGCUAAGAGGCAGGCCCCUUCAUUCUUUAUAGGCUCUCCUCACCUUAUCUGUAUUACUGACAAGGGCUGUCACAUCAACUAGAGGUAUGGUCAAGAAGGGUUUUUUUAGGAGAGGCAUGAGGCAUCCCUGUUACUUGGCAAUUGGGUGCUCUCUGGGACAGCCAUCAACCGAGAGACGCUUUCUCUGACCUUGUGAUGCCAUUACCUAGGGGAAAUAAACAUCUAGGCAGAUUCACAGAAACCAGCUCACAGGCCCAGACUCUCCCUAACUUCUGCAGAAGGUCCUUUUGGUCCUAGCUCACUGGGACUCCCAGGGAUGUGGCCAGAGGUUCUGAGUUUGGAGUAGUAUAAAGAUAGGAAGCAGGGAGUGAUUUUUCCAUAAUAGCAGGAAGUGAACCUGGGGGCAUUCCCUUUAGUCCAUCCUCUCCUCUAGAAGCUCUGGUUUUCCCUCUGUGGGUAGGGGAAGGGAAUUCAAGAGCCCUCUAUCCAUUGUACCUCCAACCAUGCCCAUUGGUCCCUAGUGGGCUUAACCUUCAGAUUCUCCAAUGGAUGGGUGUUUUUGGUUGUAUGUGCUGUUCUGAGGACAGGUAAUCCCUCUGGCUCCUCCCUUGGCGAUAGAGGAGCAGAGUCUGCUGAUCUUGGAACAUUGAUACUCCUGGAUCAGGCACAGAAUAAGACAAGACAGAGAAACCAUUUAAAUGGAGUUUUCUUUUGGACACUCAAAACUCAGGUAUGAAAAGCUACAUCUCAGCAUGAAGCCAGAGAAACAUGUGGACUUCGCCAGCAACAUCAGCAGAAUAGCCUACCAGCCCCUGGCCGCUCCUCAUUGACACAGAGAUGGUGACUCUGACUCUCAGCUUUCUAGGCCUCCUCCUCAUUAAAAAGAGUAUUUCCUCUUUGUGAAUAAUUCAACAAAAUGGACAUUAUCAGAGUUGUGCACACUGGGUCUGCCUCUGCUUUGUAUUUGUGAGUUGAGUUACCUGGCACUAGCAUGAAGCCUUGAAAAGGGUGGGAGGAGGGAGGGGGGGACAUUUUAACUAAGGAAAAAAAAUUAUUCAAAUGUACUCAAGAUAUGAUAAAGAUGAAACUUUCUGUUGUAUUUUGACAGAAUUAUUUUUAUUAAAAUAUACAUCCAUGUAUAA
Monodelphis domestica (gray short-tailed opossum) is the source of this 9233-nucleotide messenger RNA. NCBI's taxonomy places the organism in Eukaryota, Metazoa, Chordata, Mammalia, Didelphimorphia, Didelphidae. The record is from RefSeq and is a predicted model, not a curated record.